This is a messenger RNA of Mya arenaria, 1003 nucleotides long. RefSeq lists its product as uncharacterized. The transcript is spliced from 5 exons. The coding region runs from base 50 to 676 and encodes 208 amino acids. The record is from RefSeq and is a predicted model, not a curated record. NCBI's taxonomy places the organism in Eukaryota, Metazoa, Mollusca, Bivalvia, Myida, Myidae.
UUGCGACAUAGGUGAGUUACACUGAUUCGCGACUGUUAGUACUAUCAAGAUGGGAGCUAUAACUGUGUGUUUGUUGAUUAUCUGUUGCCCUCUAGUUUGCUUUGGACGGCAAGUUAAGAUCCCAGUCGGCAUGUCAAUAGCUGACUUUAACGAUAAGGUUGUGGGGAAAUUCCAUCGACAACUCUACUGGGCAGUACCUGUCAUAAAUGGUGCACCGAAGUUUUCGGCUGGUCUAGGCUAUCAGCUCAAAAUCAAACAACUGGAAGAAGAGAAUAGAUACCUAGUAACAGCAAUUGCUGAUGUCGCGGAUGGAGAUUCUGUCGCACUGCAAAAGUGUAAAUCAUACUCUUACUACCUUAAUAAUGAUGCGGAUGAUGGUACAACCGUGCUCAACAAUGUUAACGAAACAACCACCCGCUACGCUGUCUUCUGGUCGUCAGACGUAGAUCACUACACAUUGAUGUUAAGAUGUUUUAUAAAGGAAGGCCUACCAGAACCAAGGACGUGCAAGGUAGAAGAUACGGCGAUAAGUCUGUUCGUACCAGACACACUUGACAAUCUGAAAUGGAGCAAGGUACUGAAAGAUCUUGAGGAGACCGAUGUUGAGUUCGGGAACGAACGAUUUGAAUGGUUUUUCAAUUUCAACUAUGGGAAAAGCACGUGUGUUGACGUGUGAUGACUGUUCAGAUUGAUUGCGGCAAGGACAGUGUCUUCCGAUUAGACAAGAGUCACCAAUUUUAUUUGCACUUUGUAUGUUUGCUUGUAUUUGAGCCUGUAAGUGUCCUCUCUUUAACAUAAACAAUAUUUAUGAAUCUUGACUAAACACCCCCACCAUCAUCACCACCACCACCACCACCACCAACAACAACAACAACAACAACAACAACAACAACAACAAUAAAUCAAUCAUUCAGUCCUAGGGUGUACCUUUUAAACAUAAACUUAUAAAGUGUUUUUUGUUCAAUCAUGAAUUGUUUACCUUUAAAUAAAGUUUCUUAUGUUU